This is a messenger RNA of Caenorhabditis remanei, 528 nucleotides long. RefSeq lists its product as uncharacterized. The coding region runs from base 1 to 528 and encodes 175 amino acids. The transcript has 3 exons. Lineage: Eukaryota; Metazoa; Nematoda; Chromadorea; Rhabditida; Rhabditidae. The record is from RefSeq and is a predicted model, not a curated record.
AUGGCUAUUCCAGUUCUAAUCAUCAUCAAGACUCUCUCGACUUCUGAAUUGCUCGUUCUCGAAACAUUCCAUCUCAAAAUCGAACUUCCAUUCCUUGAAGUUAUGCUUUUUGUGAUUUGUCUUUUUCUAUUCCUUUUGAUUUUACUGAAAUGGCAACUCGGAGGAUUAAGAAUGAAUCAAGAGAAAUUUAGUGUUUUUAUCAAUGCAUCCGUUAUAUAUAUUCUCAUCGUAGUUUCAUUUCUUUUCAUAAUUACCCAAAGCAUCUUGAGCAAUCCAUCUGGAAAACGAAUCACCACAACCAAUCAAUAUAUUUACACACAGUUUCUCCCUUUCAUCUGGAUUCCGUCUGUCUUUGUUGCUUAUUCUGAAUAUAUGCACAAAUGGAUUCCAAAACCAAUUUCACCCGAGCCCCCAGCCAUUCAAAUGGCUGUUGUAUCAACUGGAAAUGAAACAACGAAUAUGAGAAGAGCGAGUAUCGAUACUACAGUUUCAUACUUAUCCAUUAAUGAAAUAAAUGUUGAGAUUUAA